AUGACAGUCAUAGACAAGGAAAUCCUCCACCAAAAUGCUGUAAAUGAAUUGCUCAAGGAUUAUGACUUUCGGCGGCCGCUUGCACCUGAUGCGCCAGAGAAGGAGAAGAACGAGGACGUGAAGAUGGAGACAGGAGAAUAUUCAAUCAAUCGAUUGUUUGCCUCAAUUAAUGCUCUUGCAUGGUCAAGCCCGCAAUCAAAAUAUACCACUUGUCCUCUUGGACCAAACGGAGCAGACAUCACCAUAGACGAAUGGGGCGUAUUGCAUGAAGACAACACCGAAAAAUUAAGUAAGAUCAAAAAGGUCUUGGAGAAGUGGGCAACGAGGCACAAAGACUCUGCCUUCUUCACACUCGGCCUGCAGAUCAGUGUGCCUAGGAAAGAAGAUAGCCCGCUUCCCACAUUCAGUAGGUCUAGUUUCUUCCACAAUUACUCGACAAUAGAUGCUGACACUUUUACUAAAGUCCCUACAAGCCUUCAUCUUCAGAAUUACCCGUAUCUCGCCGCAGAUGAGACCCAGAAUCUCAAAAACCCCUUGAAAUUUCCGGACAGCGUUGCCGGAAGAGGUCAAAAUUGUCUGUGUUGGUGUGAAACCGUAGACAGAGACAACAAACCUCGGAAACUUCCUGAUCAGAAGCGACUACGCUUUGGUGGAAACCUUGCUGAGAAGGGCAAAUUCGACGGCUCAUUCGUAGUCGAUCAUCGUCUCUUCAUGCAUAAACGUUAUCCCAACCACACCAAAAAAGGGGGAGUAAACAGCGACAAUUACGCCCUUUGGGAUCCCCAAUUUGUCAUUGGAUCAGCGGUUAUUGAUGAGGAAGAGAGGAAUAAACUGAAGAAUCCGUCAGUCAAUCGUGGCGACGCGAACAACGAUUACUUCAAGUUCAAACAAACUUCUAUUGGCACCUAUGAAUGGGGCGACGAAGCAUGGGCCCCAGGAAGCUUCUCACAACCUGAUAAGUUCCACUAUAGUUGGGACUGGACACAAAAUAUACCUGGCCCUUUCAAUCGUCAGUGGAACAUUUUUUCCAAAUAUGGCGUCAAAGUGUCUUGGAAUCCUGGAGACUCCGUGAUUACCGUGUCAGGCAGCUGGUACUACAAACAUAGGGAGGAAUACUGCCCCAACACUAGUUUUUCGCAAGGCAUGUGCUACGGCGAGUUCGAGGCCAAGGCUUCUUGGUCCUUCCAGAUUGACCUCAAAAGGGAUGAAGAUGACAAGAAAGAUCCUUUGCUGAAGAAUGGCAUGAUCAGACCACGAAUCAUUGGCCUAGGGGCUGAUGGAGCUCCAGAGCAUUUCAAAUGCGAGCCCUACAACAUGUCAUAUGUGCGGCAUGAUGCGCACAAGACUCUUUCUAAUGCAAUAAGAGAUAGCCUCAAGGCCAUCUUGUCGAGAGUUGGCCUACAUUACCUGAAUGGAGGCAAGUUCUCUGAUUUGGGCCAAUUUGUUUACCCAGGCACAGGUGUUCUUCAAUUUGGCGACCCAAUGCUAAACGACUAUGGCGAUUUGAUCGCCGACGUAACUUAUCAGGAGCCAACAGGAAAAGUCGUAGUUCGACCUCCAGGUAACAUGAAAUUCGAGAAGCCAAAGACACAAGAGAGAAAGCCAGUGGUUCCCCCUCCAGCCAUAGAUCCAGGUGAAGUAGAACCACAAUUGGCCCUCUUUUGGAGCAGCAAGUACGUUCCAAUAGGCAAUGGACGUAUACGCUUGUCCUUCAGCGGCAAGAAUUUGAGCAUAGGAGAUCUGGGCUUCAAGCGAAUCAAGUUUACCUUUAUACCAAUUGAGGCGUCUCACAAUCUAGUCAUGUUCAAGCAGAGAGAUCCUAAGAGAUGGCUGAGCGCCGAAAAGGCUGCUGCUGAGAAGGCCGCCGCUGAGAAGGCUGCUGCUGAGAAGGCUGCCGCCGAUCCUGAUGCUCCAGUGAAAGAACAUGGUCAAACCGACAAAGAUGCCGAGCCAAGCAAUCAGAGAGAUCCAGCAGACCAGGAAAAGCCUGUAGCGCCUGUAGUUUCAACAGAGAAGAAAAGGUCUGAAGCCUCUGCUCCUGAUACUACUCCGGCUGCUUCUGAUACUACUCCUGCCGCCCCUGCUACUACUACUACUACUACUGCUGCUGCUGCUGCUAUUACUGCCGCUCCGGCUACGGGCCCGCCAUCUGUGUGGAACAUCACUGCCACGAGCCCUGAUAUCAAACUCAGGGCUAUUCCAGAUAUUCAGAAGAGCAUUUUCUUUCUUGAUGUGCAAACAGCCGUCCCAGACAUGAAGAAAUUCGCUUUAAAGCCAGACGACUCUUGGACCAUCAACAUGGAAGGGGAGGUCAAUCCUAUGGGCACCUAUCUACUCAGACUUACCGAGAUCUGGACAGACCCUGACCUAGCUGUGGAUGUGGACGCUGGAAAUCCUAACAGGGAGGGUAAUCGAGAACGCUACUUCCGAAUUACCACACAGAUGAAUGACGCGGAUGUUGUGCUACUGAACAACAAGGAAGUGCAAGCGCUUAUGCCAUCAGCUAAACCCAAGACUUAG
This is a messenger RNA of Bipolaris oryzae ATCC 44560, 2520 nucleotides long. RefSeq lists its product as uncharacterized. Lineage: Eukaryota; Fungi; Ascomycota; Dothideomycetes; Pleosporales; Pleosporaceae. Bases 1 to 2520 code for a protein of 839 amino acids. The record is from RefSeq and is a predicted model, not a curated record. The transcript is spliced from 7 exons.